Tuber aestivum (summer truffle) is the source of this 673-nucleotide messenger RNA. The record is from the annotation of a GenBank genome assembly. NCBI's taxonomy places the organism in Eukaryota, Fungi, Ascomycota, Pezizomycetes, Pezizales, Tuberaceae.
CACCCAUUACCGCCAGCAGUACCAGCAAAACAACAAGACCUCCCCAACCACAAUCACAAUGUCGUUUCUAGGAUUCGGCAAGCCCCAGCCAACUUUGGCCGAGAAGAUGAACGCGGCGGAACAAGAACUUGAGAUGAUUACUGAUAUGUUCAAUAGGUUUUACCCCCCCCCCCACCUCUCCUUCUCCUAAACAAUAUUUUUGUCUCACAACAACUCCAAUGCACAGGCUCACCCGAUCAUGCCACAACAAAUGCAUUCCAACCGAUUACAGGGAGGCGGACCUGAACAAGGGCGAGUCGGUAUGCCUCGAUCGUUGCGUUUCCAAAUUCUUCGACGUCAACAUCAAAGUUUGAUCCCUCCCAGAAUAUUACGGCAUGCAAAUCAAGCUGAUCGGGGGUGGGGCGCUGGUGACAGGUCAGUGAAGCGAUGCAGAGCCAGAGUCAGGCCAUGCGAGGCGCCCAGGGUGGUGCUGGGUUCAGUGCUUGAGUUCUUUGCUUUCCUCCCCAGCGAGAUUAGAGGGUAUACUAUACAUUGCAAAGUAUCAUAAUGGGAAUGCUGUGAAUGGGAAGGAAAGGAAAGUGUGGGUCACAACUUGAACCUAGGAUGGAACCUUUUUCUUUUCUUCUUUCUUUCUGUACUAUAUAUGCACUCAUCACAUAUCAUCCUCCCCGCG